AUAACCAUCUCGAGACGCCGGUCGUCAAUCUCUGUAUGCGUAUUGGACGCUGAGGAGGAAAGCAGGCUGUUUCUUGGAGGGAAAUCAAAGGGCAGCUGAGCCCCCUUGUAGGCCUUCUCUCGGAAACCUAGACUGCUCGAACAAUCGUACACAAACGGCAAAAUGGUGAACAAGGUGCUUCUGACCUACGCGGUCUUCGACUUCAUCUUUGUCGCCAUGGGCAUCGUCAUUAUCGUCUUUUCAACUACCGUCCAGAAAUUCCAAUUCGAGGUGCCGACGGAUGGAAAGCAGGCGGCCAGAAACCUUUUAUACCAGAGGUUUCCUUUCACAGCGGCCAUCAUAAAUUCGGUUGGCAUCUUCAUCACUUUUGUGAUCACCGUCCCGGGCCUCAUUACCCCAGUCCGCAGCUGGCUCAAGGUUGGGGCUUAUCUAACAACAGUCAAUGCCAUCUUCACCUUGGUCAUCGGUCUGUACCUGUGGAUACAGACACUGAGGACGAAGGGGGACUUUGCGCCGAUUUGGGGCAACCAGACGGCGGCCGUUCAGGACUUGAUGCAAGCAGCCUUCCAAUGCUGCGGCUACUUUAAUAGCACAUCGCCGGCCUUCGUGACGAACCCGACGUGCCAAAGCCCCGCAUCUGCGGCGCUCAUGCGCGGGUGCGCAACGCCCAUCACGUCCUUCGCCAACAUCUUUGUCGACGACAUCUUUACGUCUCUGUUUGGCAUGGUUGGUAUUGACGUUGCCUUCGUUGUGGCCACCGCCUGCCUGUUGAAGCAACGUAAGGAGCGGGAGCGAUUCCGCCACAUAGACGAGAAGAGCGGCGCUCUGCGUGGAUUUUAACCGCCGCCACCACCAAAGCUCGCCAGAAAUCGACAAAUUCAGAUCUUGUCUCUCAUGGGCUGGUUGUAUAGACCUGUGCCAUUAACUUAUCGCGCGCAAUUCUUGGGCGAUUUCCUGGCGGGGAAGAGAAACAAUUCGAAUAUAGUGUCUACGUUAGUAGGCAGAAGCGCUGGCUGGUAUGGCAAGUCUUUUCAAUCGUCAGUUGGCUUGUGGGCGAGAGAGUGGAAGGAGAGGACGAG
Molecule: messenger RNA, 1079 nt
Organism: Lasiosphaeria miniovina
Lineage: Eukaryota; Fungi; Ascomycota; Sordariomycetes; Sordariales; Lasiosphaeriaceae
Exons: 3
Coding region: 163-840 (225 amino acids)
Cellular component (GO): membrane
Source: RefSeq, a predicted model, not a curated record